AUGAUUAAAGACAAUCAACACUUCCGGACAUUAUCUCAAACAUUGGAUCAAUUGAAUGAGCAGAAGAGCACACGUGUUAACAACAAUGGUAUUACCAUUGAAUCUGAUUUGCGUCUUAAGAGUCCAUCGAAACAAUUGAAGCGAAAAAUAAAACCUCAAAAACAAGAAGUGAUACAAACUUUCAAUGAUAUCAAUACACACACAGACAUUGGUAACGAAGACUUGGAUCAAGAUAUCGAUGAAUCAGAUGAUAAUAUUGUGGGCACAGAGACUGUCAAAGAGGAAGCGGUGAUCAAAACGGAUUCAAAUCAAUCACUCUAUGAAUUGUUGCGACAAAAUAAGUCCGAAAGAGAGAAAUGUUUUAAUUUAACCACAAAUGCAUUCAUUUGUCCCAUAAAUGAGUGCCAAAAGAGUUUUAGAAAUGACGACACAUUUUACAGACACUUAUGUGAUGUUCACACAAACCGUCACUUUAAGUGUGGAUUCAAAGGAUGUGAUAAAGUAUUUAAGAAGUUGUCUACUCUUAAGAUACACGCCUUUACUCAUGAGAACCGACGGAUCAGAUAUCGGUGUGAAUAUAAAGACUAUGGAAAAACAUUUUUGAAUAGAUAUGGUCUGAAGAGACACGCUAUGACACACAUCACUCAAAGCACUUCCACACCAAUUGUCAAGAAGUUUAAGUGUCAUUACAGCGAAUGCCAGAAGAGAUUCGCGAGAAAAGAAACUUUAAACGUGCAUUUGGAGAGACAUUCAUCUGUGAGGCCCUAUAGGUGUGACUGCAUUGGGUGCGAGAAGUGCUUUAAGACAUCAACUGAUCUCAAGAACCAUUCAUUACUACACCAAAGCGGUCCCACUCUUAGGUGCGAUAUCGAUGGAUGUGUUGAUAUGUUUUACACCGAAUACCACCGAAGCCUUCAUCACAAGUCUGUUCACAAUUUGUGUUCAAAAAAGUCUGGUAUUUGUGCUGAAGAUGUGAAACAAGACGUCACCGAAGAUUCGGAUGAGAAUUGUAUCGAAACUAUGAAUUCAAACAAUUCAUUGCGGAAUCUAUUGACGAGUAAUCGCACGGAAAGAGAGAAAUGUUUUGAUUUGAAUACAAAGACAUUUAAAUGUCCGCUAAAUGAAUGUAAGAGUAGUUUUGCAUCAAAUAAACACUUUUACGCGCAUUUGCUUUAUGUUCAUCCGAUUCAGACAUUUGUGUGCGAAUACAAGGAUUGCAAAAAAUAUAAUGGCUGCACUUUUGAAGCGCUAACAAAUACAUUAUUGAACAGACAUUUGGAGACCCACUCAACUGACAGACCAUUAUUUACAUGUGAUGUCAUUGACUGCGGGAAGACAUACAAGACAUCUGUUGGUCUUUUAACACAUUCGCGGACACAUGUAAGCCGACCGACACUGAAGUGUGGUAUCAAUAGAUGCAAUGAUAUGUUUACGACUGAACACCAAAGACGCAAACAUCAGACCGAAGUCCAUAAUCGGGCGCCACUUAUUCGCCGAAUAAUCAUCCAUCGGUGCGAUUGGCCGGGAUGUGAGUGGAGCGGCAAGAAUAAGAAAGACCAUAAACGUCUACAUUCGGGUGAAAAGCCAUUUCCGUGUUUAUGGCCCGACUGUGGCAAACAGUUCCGAAAGAAUAGGAAUUUAAAAGACAAUCAACACUUCCGGACAUUAUCUCAACGGUUGGAUCAAUUGAAUGAGCAGAAGAGCACACGUGUUGACGACAAUUAUAUUAUCAUUGAAUCUGAUUCGCGACUUAAGAGUCCAUCGAAACAAUUGAAGCGAAGAAGAAAACCUCGAAAACAAGAAGUGAUACAAACUUUCAAUGAUAUCAAUACACACACAGACAUCGGUAACGAAGACUUGGAUCAAGAUAUUGAUGAAUCAAAUGAUAACAUUGUGAACAGAGAGACUGUCAAAGAGGAAGCGGUGAUCAAAACGGAUUCAAAUCAAUCACUCUAUGAAUUGUUGCGACAAAAUAAGUCAGAAAGAGAGAAAUGUUUUGAUUUCAAUACAAAUGUAUUCAUUUGUCCGAUAAAUGAGUGCCAAAAGAGUUUUAGAAACGACGACAACUUUUACAGACACUUAUGUGAUGUCCACACAAACCGUCACUUCAAGUGUGGAUUCAAAGGAUGUGAUAAAGCAUUUAAGAAGUCGUCUACUCUUAAGAUACACGCCAUCACUCAUGAGAACCGACGGAUCAGAUAUCGGUGUGAAUACAAAGACUGUGGCAAAACAUUUUUAAAUAGAUGGGGUCUGAAGAAACAUUUUAUGAAACACAUCACUCAAAGCACUUCCACACCAAUUGUCAAGAAGUUUAAGUGUCAUUACAAUGACUGCGAGUGGAGAUUUGCCACAAGAGGACAAUUAAAAGCACAUAUUGCAAGACAUUCAUCUGAGAGGCUUUAUAAGUGUGACUUCAUUGGGUGCGGGAAGUGCUUUAAGGGAUCAAAUGAUCUCAGGAACCAUUCAUUACUACACCAAACGGGUCCCACUCUUAGCUGUGAUAUCGACGGAUGUGUUGAUAUGUUUUACACCGAAUACCACCUAAGCCUUCAUCACAAACAUUUGGCGAUUCAUUCAGCGGACAGACCAUUGUUUAGAUGCGAUGUCAUUGACUGCGGGAAGGCAUACAAGACAUCUGUUGGUCUUUUAAUACAUUCGCGAAGACAUGAAAGCCGACCGAAACUGAAAUGUGGAAUCGAUGGAUGCAGUGAUAUGUUUACGACUGAACACUACAAACGCAAACAUCAGACAGAAGUCCACAAUCGAGCGCCACUUAUUCACCGCAAAAUCAUCCAUCGGUGCGAUUGGCCGGGAUGUGAGUGGACGGGCGAUCAUUUGAAAGCUCAUAAACGGUUACAUUCGGGUGAAAAGCCAUACCAGUGCUUAUGGCCCGACUGUGGCAAACGGUUCCGAAUGAAUAAGAAUUUAAGUGAUCACAUGAAUGUCCACAACAAUGUUAAGCCCUAUGCGUGUCAUUGGCCCGGAUGUACAUAUGGGGCCACUAAUAGUGGUAAUCUCUUUUAA
Messenger RNA from Medioppia subpectinata, 3024 nucleotides. The record is from the annotation of a GenBank genome assembly. NCBI's taxonomy places the organism in Eukaryota, Metazoa, Arthropoda, Arachnida, Sarcoptiformes, Oppiidae.